This is a messenger RNA of Ceraceosorus bombacis, 1353 nucleotides long. Lineage: Eukaryota; Fungi; Basidiomycota; Exobasidiomycetes; Ceraceosorales; Ceraceosoraceae. The record is from the annotation of a GenBank genome assembly.
AUGGCUCCAAAGAAAAGAGUAGAGUCGGGAGCGGGAGCGGGAGCUGGAGCUGGUGAUGUGUCCGUCGCCAGCGCAUCGGGAGCUGCUGCGGGAGACCAAUCUACCACGGUGUUCGAUACGAGCGUCACUGCGCAGAUGAACACCGGAGAGGGUAUAGAUCAGUUCGAACUGGCUAGGUCUCAAGUACAGAAGGCUGCCAAGGGAGGUGUGAGUUGGCAAGUGGUGUGCGCUGGCUUUGAAAUGGACUAUGCUUGGUCGUACGAUGGCGUGGAGGGGAGCGAUGCUCGUGCUGCUUGCUCCUUUGCAGACGCGCUGACGAGAGCCGACUUCUCCCACCUCGCAUUGCAACCUCGAUCGCAGCUUCCUGCUUCUGUCCAGCUGCGCAAAGAAGUGCUCUUGGCGCUCAUGAAGGCAUCGACGGUGUUCAUCAGCUACACGAGUGAGUCGAGGCUUGUCAAGCUCCGUCCAGAAUCGAUUUUGAUUAAUUUGCCUCUUUGUCCAUCUGGUCUGGAAUCUGAGUAGCCGCUGCAGCUAGGGAAGUUGCAGAGGCGGAGGGACGCAAGAAUUUCAAUCCUUCGGAUAUCUUAAGGGUCCUCUCUUCGCCCGAGAUGACCACCUUUCACCACAACAGGACUGUCGUCGCGGAUCUGAGAAAGGACUUCGAAGGUGAGUUUGGGAAUUGUGUUGUUGCUCAACUACACACUCUUGGAAAGCGCUGACACGCAAUGAUGAUGUUGCUCGAUCGACCUAUUCACGCUUCUCCACUUGGGACAAGCUGCGAGCCGAAAGACGAAACAGGCUAGAGAAGAGGCUAAGGCGAAGAGGGCGAAGGCGGGGGAAGAAGCCAGAUUGGGCUCGUCAGGCUUAGCUCAAGUCGGUGAAGAGGAGAGGUCAAGGAUGGAGGUGGAUGGCGAUGAGGCAGGGGCGGCUGCGGCAGAGGAAGCAGAGGAGGCGGCAGAGGGAUCGGUGGAAGAAGAGGAGAACGAUGACAAUGAAGAGCAGGAGGGUGAUGAUGAUGAAGAUGAAGAAGAGAGUGAUGAACAGGCUGACGAGGAGGAGGAGGAUGCAGCUGAACCGAAGAGCCAGAGACAAGAGCAAGAAGAAGAGGAGGAGGAGGAGGAGGAGGAGGAAGAUUGAUGUCGGUUGCAGUGCGUCGUAGUACGCAAAGCUCUGCCAAUAGAUGCUGGUCGUGCAAUCACGAACACAGCCUCUCCGAACGCGAGUGAUCGACAAGUCCUGCGCUCGUUCACGCUGUCGUGUGGAGGCGCUCGAAGGUGUAUACCAACCAACACACCACGCAAGCUUAAGAUCAUGGAUCGUAUUGCAUCUGCUCGCAUUCUAGAAGUGGGCUGA